CGUUGCGGCCUUAUCUCAGCUCAACAUGAACUAUAUGCCCGGCACCGCCAGCCUCAUCGAGGACAUCGACAAAAAGCACUUGGUCCUGCUGCGAGAUGGAAGGACACUUAUAGGCUUUUUGAGAAGCAUUGACCAAUUUGGUAUCUUGUGGUCAUCCCCUCUCCCCACUGAUGAGAAAAACACAUUUUCGGCGUUCAGGAAGGGGCUUUCCGUGAAGUUUCACAGUUACUGGUUAUAACAAAAGCCUCAGGUGUGAGAAACAACAUCACUACUAAAGUUGCUGUUCCGGCUUCACCAACAGCUAUUCAAAACAAGGUUCCCCUGAGAUCCAGCAUUUAACUAAGCCUUCAGCUGGGAGCAUUUAAGACACAGAACUCAGGGUCACAGCCACAGCUGCGGGACUCAGAGGCAGACCUUGACGGGCUCGGGAAGGACGGAAGGAACCACCUUUGAGAGCAGAGGCAACAGCAGCCGCAGCAGCUACAUUACCGCAACCAGCCGCCAGGAAACAAUGCUCCAGGCAACGUUUAAGCUGUGUGCUGGGAGCUCCUACCGGCACGUGCGCAACAUGAAGGGGUUGAGGCACCAGGCUGUGCUGGCCAUUGGCCAGGAGCUGAACCGGAGGGCCCUGGGGGGCCCGACCCCCAGCACAUGGAUUAAUCAGGUCCGGAGGCGGAGUUCUCUGCUUGGUUCCCGGCUGGAAGACACUCUCUAUAGCGAGCAGGAGCUGGCCUAUAUCAACCAAGGAGAGGAGGCCAUGAAGAAGGCCCUGGGCAUCCUCAGCAGCCAGGAGGGCUGGAAGAAGGAGAACCAGCAGGCCAAUGGAGACAAAGUGCUGAGUAAAGUGGUCCCAGACGUGGGCAAGGUUUUCCGGCUGGAGGUGGUGGUGGACCAGCCCAUGGAGAGGCUUUAUGAAGAGCUUGUGGAACGCAUGGAGGCCAUGGGAGAGUGGAACCCCAAUGUCAAGGAGAUCAAGGUCCUGCAGAAGAUUGGAAAAGACACAGUGAUCACCCACGAGCUGGCUGCAGAAUCAGCAGGAAACCUCGUGGGGCCCCGGGACUUCGUGAGUGUGCGCUGUGCCAAGCGCCGAGGCUCCACCUGCGUGCUGGCUGGCAUGGCCACGCAGUUCGGGCAGAUGCCUGAGCAGAAAGGUGUCAUCAGAGCUGAGCAUGGCCCCACUUGCAUGGUGCUCCACCCUCUGGCUGGGAGUCCAUCAAAGACCAAACUCACUUGGCUGCUCAGCAUUGACCUCAAGGGAUGGCUGCCAAAGACUAUCAUCAAUCAAGUCCUAUCACAGACCCAGGUGGACUUUGCCAACCACCUGCGCAAGCACCUGGAGUCCAGUCCUGCUCCUGAGGCCAGGUGUUGAAGACCAGCCUGUGGCUUCCCACUGUUCCCGCUGCAUUGGCUUGUGUGCUCAUCAGGAAAAUCCCUUCCAGAAGCCUGGGAGUCUGCUUGAGAUCAUCUGGGGACUGUGGGUGGGGUGGUAGUGUAUUUACAUUAUGAUAUUAGGACUCACAUUGAUAAAAUUUUAGUACCAAGAAAAUAGGGAUGGUCUCAUAUAGAGGUCAAGCCUCCUAAUUUCAUUCACUGAAUAGCUGGAAAAUGAAGGUUAAGGGUCUCAAAAUAUCUGUAAAAUUUUUCUCUGGCCCUUACAAGUCUACCUAAAAACACCUUAAAAUGCUACUAGCUGAGAGAGGGUACAGAGGGUGCUAAAUACAAGGAUUGGGACCUCAUGCUUUAUGGGCUCAAGAGUUCCACUCCCUGCAGGCAGUGUGUGUGGAAUAUUAGGGUCUUACAAGAGGGGCUCCAGCAACUCUCUGCCCCUCCACCAAGCAAGCAGAGAGCUGCACCAAAGUGCGGGCAACUCCCCACAGCAGGUGCCUUCCAGAGACCUAGUUCAGGUUUUCUAGACCAAAAAAAUACAAAAAUAAUUAUUAGGCUGAUUUCCCUACUACUUCCACGAGCACCAGUCAGAAUAAAGAAUCGUAACUGAUACAAAAACUUCAGUCUGUACCUGUUUUAAAAUUCUACUCUUAAGAAAUCUAUUUGAGUAAAUGUCAACUUCACACUAAAGGAGUCCUAGAUAAAAAUCUUAAAUUUUAAUCCCCUAACUCAUUAAAAGGAAAAACUACCGGGGACUUAUAUCAUUCAAUUAUUUAGAAUCUGUUAUCAAAACCUUUCAUAAAAUUUAAUUUCUAGGAUAAGCACAAGCCUAAUUCUUAAGAGCACUAAAAUUGGUACCUGAUUAAUGGGUAUUCAAAGGUGAAAAUCAUGACUGAGGAUUUUUAUUUACUUAAUUAAAAGGAAGGAUAGUCUGACUUUGGGUGGUGAACACAUAAUACAAUAUACAGAUGACAUAUUAUAGAACUGUACACCUGAAACUAUAUAAGUAUUACUAAGAUAACAUUAAAAAUAAAUUUUAUUAUUUUCUCAUUAGUGACUAUUUAGACCUAACAAGGCAACUGAAUCUUUACUUCAGUCUAUUGUAUCAGCUCUCAGCUUGGCUCAGGGAUGCCAAUUUCUCUGCUUUAGUAGGUCAAUAUUUUACUAUUUUGAGAGAUGGCUGGAAAAAGGGGUAAUAUGAUGAUAGCAAAUUCCCCUUCUGAGAGUCAGAAAAUUUAUGCUUUAAAAAUAUAAACUGGGAUGGGGUUACUUUGCUAAAAUGUAUACAACUUGAAGCUUUCCCAUUCUAGUGCUAAUAGCAUUGAUGAUUUAUACCAUUUGAAAAUAGAGUUCUAUCUUAUUUAUUAAACAAUUAGCAACAGCAGAAAUUCUGAUAUUUAUUAACGUAUUGAAAAUUUACAAUUAGAGAUAUUUAUUAUUAUUUAUUCUGAUUGUUUCAUUGUUUCUUGGUCUAUUUUUGAAAUAGGUAUAAUUACUGUUUAUCUGUCCAGGAGCUUCAGAGUGAGAGGGGAUAGUUGUAGAAGUAUUUUCUAGAACAGAAAUAUCAUCUACUCCCCAGUAAGAGAAAAUAGUUGUUUGGAGAUGUAUAGAGCAAUAUAUACCCUGGUUUCAAAAGAGAACAUAUCAAUAGUAAAGAAAUGGGCUUUCAACACAUAACAUGGUUUUGAGCUUGAUUAUAAUUUGCCUUCUUCAAACUAUGCAACUGUAUCUUUGAAAUGACUGGGGAGAUAUUCUCCCACUUGUUUAACUUUGAAUAAAGUAAGUUGUAAUGAUCUAUUUACAAAAACCAUUUUA
Molecule: messenger RNA, 3201 nt
Organism: Myotis lucifugus (little brown bat)
Lineage: Eukaryota; Metazoa; Chordata; Mammalia; Chiroptera; Vespertilionidae
Gene: STAR
Product: steroidogenic acute regulatory protein
Exons: 10
Coding region: 512-1369 (285 amino acids)
Biological process (GO): intracellular cholesterol transport; steroid biosynthetic process; regulation of steroid biosynthetic process
Cellular component (GO): mitochondrial intermembrane space; mitochondrion
Molecular function (GO): cholesterol transfer activity; cholesterol binding
Source: RefSeq, a predicted model, not a curated record